GACGUGAACUUACACGCAGCCAUCGUCCGCGUUGCGCCGCUUGGCCGUCGCACGGCACCGGUCGCCAACUUCCCAAGCUAUAUUCUACCCGCGCCGCCGACCUACACGGCCACGCGGACCCGGAAACCCCGGCUCCCGCCACGUCCCUCUUGGCCCUGCGCCGCCCGCCGCUUCCACCCUCCCCUCCCCGUCCGCCCACGCGGCAACCCCCUCGAUUGCCCCCCAGAAACCAGCCAAAACCCCGCAAAAACGCCCAUCCCGACGAGCCCAGCAACCUCCCAUCCACCCGCCAAGUUCCCAAACCAUGUCGCCGCUCGCGCGCAGCCUCGUGCCGCACCUCCUCCGCCCGCGCCGCGCCCGCGCCCUCCACACGAGCCCGCCCAGCGACCUGGGCGUGCUGGCCUGCCGUCUCGCCUCCCGGGCCGUAGUGCGCUUCGCGGGCCCCGAGGCGGCGCGCUUCCUCCACUCGCUCCUCACCAACGACCUCCUCUCCGCCUUCUCCGCCGACGCCUCGUCCACCCCGCAGCGGUACGCGCCCACGCCCAACGCGCCCGCGCGGGGACCCGCGGCGCCCGCCUACGCCGCGCUGCUCACGCCGCAGGGCCGGUUCCUCUACGACCUCUUCCUCUACCGGCCCCCGCCGCGGUCGCAGAUGCUCGACCGCACCGGCUCCGCGCCCGAGACCGGGGAGAGGCCUGAGGGGGAGACAGGGGAGGUGCUCGCGGAUGUCGACGCGGUGGAGGUUGAUGAGCUCAUCGCUUGCUUCAAGAGAUAUCGGUUGAGAUUCAAGGUUGAAAUAGAUAAUGUAAGUGAUGAUUUCGCAUGUUGGCAACGGUUUGGACGUGAUGUGGUGCAUACUGAACCUUCUACUCAAGAACCUGAGGCUCAAUCCAUUGGAUGGGGACAAGGUGUUGACCAUGCUGGUGAGUCAGCUGCACAAGGGGAUGAUCAUGGAUGGCAGUGGCUCAAAGAUCCUCGGUUAGACUACCUUGGUUACAGAGGAAUUUUUCCAGGUGAUACGAUACCACCAUUAGUUGAAUCCGACAAAGAAGCAGAUGAACGCCAUUAUCAGCUUUGGCGGAUAGAAAAUGGAGUUGCAGAAGGUUCAACUGAGAUCCCAAAAGGUGAAGCAAUCCCACUCGAGUACAAUCUUGCUGGCCUGGAUGCCAUUUCUUUUGAGAAGGGGUGCUACAUUGGGCAGGAGCUUAUUGCACGGACACACCAUCGUGGUGUCAUUCGGAAGCGCCUGAUGCCAAUGAAGUUUGUUGAUGAAAAUGGAGAAGAACUUGAGCAGGCUGUCAUUCCAGGUUCAGAAGUUGUCGACGAGGCUUCUGACAAGAAAAUUGGUACUGUAAACACUGCUCUUGGCUCCCGUGGAAUGGGCCUGUUGAGACUCGAAGAAGCACUGACACAAAACUCAAACAUCCGCAUUAGUAACAACAAGGAUGUGAGAGUAAAAGCGAUCAAACCAGAAUGGUGGCCAGCUGAGUGGACAUAGGUGCUUGAGCAGCAGAGUGUAGUUGCUUGAUAGCAAAAGCCCUGCACUUGAGUCAAAACUCCCGGUGAAACUGUUGGGGGGUUGGUAGCAGAAAUUCUGAAGGGUAUCUGUCAUCGGGAGUUGAAGAGCUGGCACCCGUAGCUAGCAGUUUCAGUUUAGUGUAUCAAGGCAGAGCCUGUUUUCUUCUUCUCUGCCUGCCCUUGUAGUCGAUCAGAAAUAAGAGACCCAAACAUGUACUGUAUUCCAAAAAGUUUCUCCGUUGACAGCUUGCCAGCAAUCAAUCUGAUCUUGUACUACA
Messenger RNA from Phragmites australis (common reed), 1796 nucleotides. RefSeq names its product putative transferase At4g12130, mitochondrial. NCBI's taxonomy places the organism in Eukaryota, Viridiplantae, Streptophyta, Magnoliopsida, Poales, Poaceae. Bases 305 to 1498 code for a protein of 397 amino acids. The transcript has 5 exons. Gene Ontology annotation, cellular component: mitochondrial matrix. Gene Ontology annotation, molecular function: protein binding. The record is from RefSeq and is a predicted model, not a curated record.